Messenger RNA from Phalacrocorax carbo (great cormorant), 2462 nucleotides. The record is from RefSeq and is a predicted model, not a curated record. Lineage: Eukaryota; Metazoa; Chordata; Aves; Suliformes; Phalacrocoracidae.
CGCGGGAGGGCGGAGGCGGCCCGCUGCCUAUCAGGGAAGAUGGCGGCCGUCGCCGCGGAGGUGGCGGCGCUGCGCCUGUCGCGGCAAGAGCAGGAGCUGCGCUGGUUGGCGGCGGAGGUCGGCCGGCUGAAGGAGCAGGGGGCGUCCUGCGGAUCCGGGAGCUGCAGCCCCGAUCUACAGCGGCUGAGGGCCGAGAACGACAAGCUGCGCUACCGCCUCCUGCACCUGCGCCGCAGCCUGGCGGCCGAGCUGGACAGGGCAGCGCUGGCGGAUCCCGCAGUCGGCGGCGAGGUGGCGCCCUGGGCCGGGAUGGUGCGGGCGGCGCGCCUGAAAGUCUUCAGUCCAAGUCCAGCUGUUGAAGUGAGUCAAAAUAAAGAGAAAAAGAAAAAAACCGAAUCUGUUAAUAAACAUCGGAAUGAGCUACAGAGUGAGCCAAGCUUCAUAGAAGACAGACUGAAGCUUUACGAAGUGCUGAAAAAAGAACACGAUGCUUUGCUAGCUUACAGAGCGGCCAACCAGAGCAAACCUAUCAAAAUUAUUCUGACACAUGGAAAGAUGGCUGAAGGGGAAUCUUGGAAAACCACACCAUAUCAAUUAGCUGUAGGAAUUAGUCAAGCAUUGGCUUCAAAUGCAGUCAUAGCCAAAGUGAAUGGUGACCUGUGGGACCUGGAUCGUCCACUGGAGGGAGACUGUACUUUGGAGCUGCUUAUGUUUGAUAAUGAAGAAGCAAAAGCUGUUUAUUGGCAUUCAAGUGCUCAUAUUCUUGGAGAGGCCAUGGAAGGUUAUUUUGGGGGCUGCUUAUGCUACGGACCACCAAUUGAGAAUGGAUUUUAUUAUGACAUGUACACUGAAGAUAGAAUUGUAUCUAGUACUGAAUUCCCACUACUAGAGAACUACUGUAAAAACAUUAUAAAAGAAAAGCAGGCUUUUGAAAGGCUGGAAGUCAAAAAGGAGAUCCUGUUAGACAUGUUUAAGUAUAACAAAUUUAAGUGUCGUAUCCUUAAUGAAAAGGUGAACACACCAACUACCACAAUAUACAGAUGUGGUCUGCUGAUUGACCUGUGCAGGGGUCCACAUGUGAGACACACUGGAAAAAUUAAGGUCCUUAAAAUAUUUAAGAAUUCCUCUACGUAUUGGGAAGGAAAAUCUGACAUGGAAACUCUGCAGAGAAUAUAUGGAAUAUCUUUUCCUGAUAAUAAAAUGAUGAAGGAAUGGGAAAAAUCCCAGGAAGAAGCCAGAAACCGGGACCAUAGGAAGAUUGGAAAGGAGCAGGAGCUCUUCUUCUUUCAUGAUUUGAGUCCUGGAAGCUGCUUUUUCCUCCCCAGAGGUGCCUUUCUUUAUAACACACUCGUGGAUUUCAUACGAGAGGAGUAUCACAGGUGUAACUUCACUGAAGUUGUAUCCCCAAACAUCUUCAACAGUAAACUCUGGGAGGCUUCAGGACACUGGCAGCACUACAGUGAAAACAUGUUCUCUUUUGAGAUAGAGAAGGAAACUUUUGCGCUUAAACCAAUGAAUUGUCCUGGGCAUUGCUUGAUGUUUGCCCAUCGUCCACGAUCCUGGAGGGAAAUGCCUCUUAGACUUGCAGAUUUUGGAGUUCUUCACCGAAAUGAACUCUCUGGGACUUUAAGUGGCUUGACUCGUGUAAGGCGCUUCCAACAAGAUGAUGCUCACAUAUUUUGCACAGUGGAACAGAUUGAAGAAGAAAUGAAAGGCUGUCUUGAUUUCUUGAAGUCAGUUUAUGCUGUCUUUGAUUUUACUUUUCAACUACAUCUUUCUACAAGACCAGAAAAUUACCUAGGAGAGUUAGAGAUCUGGGAUCAUGCAGAAAAGCAACUUCAAAACAGCUUGAAUAACUUUGGAGAGCAAUGGAUUUUGAAUCCGGGAGAUGGAGCGUUUUAUGGUCCUAAGAUUGAUAUUAAAAUCAAAGAUGCUAUUGGCAGGUACCAUCAGUGUGCUACUAUCCAACUUGACUUCCAGCUACCCAUUCGAUUUAAUCUUACUUAUGUUGGUAAGGAUGGUGAUGAUAAGAAAAGGCCAGUGAUUAUUCACAGAGCUAUUUUGGGAUCUGUGGAGAGAAUGAUAGCUAUUCUAGCAGAAAAUUAUGGAGGAAAAUGGCCGUUCUGGCUGUCUCCACGGCAGGUCAUGGUUGUGCCUGUGGGACCUACUUCUGAAGAGUAUGCCCGGCAGGUUUGCGGCAAGUUUUUUGAAGCAGGAUUUAUGUCAGAUGUGGAUUUAGAUCAAAGUUGCACAUUAAACAAGAAAAUUAGAAAUGCACAGCUGGCCCAGUAUAACUUUAUCUUAGUGGUUGGAGAAAAGGAGAAAGCAAAUAAUGCUGUCAACGUGCGAACAAGAGACAACAAAGUUCAUGGAGAGAUUUCAGUAUCUUCUGUUAUUGAAAAACUCAGGAAAUUUAAAAGUGCACAUAUUCCAAAUGCAGAAGAAGAAUUCUGAUGUUGCUG